Pseudoliparis swirei is the source of this 2437-nucleotide messenger RNA. It is a transcript of the gene ubfd1, whose product is annotated as ubiquitin family domain containing 1. NCBI's taxonomy places the organism in Eukaryota, Metazoa, Chordata, Actinopteri, Perciformes, Liparidae. The transcript has 6 exons. The record is from RefSeq and is a predicted model, not a curated record. Gene Ontology annotation, molecular function: cadherin binding; RNA binding. The coding region runs from base 1217 to 2137 and encodes 306 amino acids.
UUCCUUCAUAUCUUCACUUUGAGGCUAAUGAUUGUUUAUGGAAUAAUAUAUAUUAGUCACGGGCAUGUUACGAUGCGACACUGUUAAUGCCGUGUGAUGUAAACGUACGUCUCUCCACAACGUCAUUCUUUAAAUGUUGUCCAGUGCUGCAGCUAGCUAACGUUCACGGUCGCUAACAGCAGUCAAAUGUUUCUAGAUGUGUGGAGGACUAAAGUUAACGUCGGGAGGUUUUAACUCGUGUUGGGUUUGAAGUGAAUAACUUCUGCGUUCAAGACGCUCAGUGAACGUGGCCGGGUUAGGAACCGUAACGACCAAGUAGCAACAAAACAGUGGUGUUGCGUUCACGUUCCCAGUUUAGUGACCAGUAAGGCCAGCCGUGUGCUCCAGGCUGUCGGUCAGGACGGCUCACGAUGUCGGUCACGAACCGGGUCCAGGGUUCGGCUUGUGUUUGAUCUUCAACCCGGCGAGUUAGACUGGAUGUUCAGAUGAGAGAGAGACGAAACGAAAGUAGACCCUUUUUAGUUAAAUUGACACACUAUAGCUGCUUAUUCUGUGGAAACAUUUAGAAACAAAUGUAUAGUUGUUUUUUUACUUAGUAAGAGAACCGUGACAGCUGUAAAUAAACUACUUAUUAAUAACUAACCCACUGUUUAUUAUGAUGUCACUUGGUAGAUUUCCCAAUGAUACACAUGUGUAAAAUAAUGAUGUGUGACAUCAUGAAAAAUAAUGAUGUGUGACAUCAUGAAUUUGAAUGUCAAUGUGGCCCACAGGACAGGAAAUCAAUAGCAAUGCUGGUUUUCCACCCAGGUCAUUUAUUUAGUUAUUUAUUUCGGUUAUCCAUCAGGGUGCAGACAUAUUGUCUCAUGGUCAAUUUUGUAUUUUUGUUCGUCAGCUGCUCUCAUUAAAUAUAUGGCAUUUCCUGUGUAAAAUAGCACAGCAACUUUGUUUUAUUUCAUAAAAAGAUUUUGCAUUUCUUCAUUAUAGUGCAGGCGGUUAUUUUUUCCGACAAGGUGAUCCAUCUCUAGUAUUAAACACUGCAGGAAGCACUCGUGAGUACCAAUAGACAAUAAAAAAUAGUAAUGAUUUUGUUUUGCGUGUAGGAUACACUCUUAAAAUAUAAUUGUUGCCAGACAUACGUGCAUGUUAAAUAUCUCCGUGGUAAGUAGCACGUUACAGCUGCUGUGUGUUUCUGAAUACAUUCCAUCGAUGUGGUAAAAUGCCCGAUAUACGACAUCGAGCACGACAAACUCUGCUCCUGAACUUCGCUGAAUACUUUCCUCCUCCUCUAGGAGGUGAAGAAGUCAUAAUGGAAACUGAGGACAAGCCAAAAGAAGCAGAGCAAGUCGCUGAGGAGGCUGAAAAAUGUGACACGGACUCCACGUCUUCCCCGGUUGCGGGAGACGCCAAAACUCAGGACUCUCGCAUCAGCAACGGGGACGACGCAGACAGCGACCGGGAGAUGGUCGACUUGAAGAUUAUCUGGAACAAGAAUAAAUAUGAUCUGAAAAUUCCGGUCGAUAACACCGGAGCGCAACUAAAAGAGAGGAUCCACUCCCUCACCGGUCUUCCACCUUCAAUGCAGAAAGUGAUGUACAAAGGAUUGCUGACGGAGGACAAGACGCUACGUGAAAUAAAGAUUACAAACGGUGCCAAAAUAAUGGUGGUAGGCUCUACAAUAAAUGAUGUAUUAGCUGUCAAUACGCCCAAAGAGGUCAUCCAGCAGGAAGUUAAAGCGGAGGAAGACAAGAAGGAGCCUCUAUGCAGCCAAAAGCAACACAGGAAAGUGUUGGACAAAGGUAAACCAGAUGACAUAAUGGCAUCUGUGAAAGGAACAAAGGAACGAUUGCCGACGGUGCCUUUAUCCGGGAUGUUCAACAAGUCCGGAGGAAAAGUUAGACUCACGUUCAAACUGGAGCAGGACCAGUUGUGGAUCGGAACAAAGGAGAGAACGGAGAAAGUCCCGAUGGGCUCCAUUAAAAACGUCGUGUCUGAACCCAUCGAAGAGCAGGACGGCUACUACAUGAUGGCAUUCCAGCUGGGUCCGACAGAAGCGUCUCAAUACUGGGUCUACUGGGUGCCUGCACAGUUUGUCGAUGCAAUCAAAGACACAGUCCUUGGAAAAUGGCAGUAUUUCUAAUGUGCCUCUUUUUUUUGAACUGGGAUUGAGAAGCCAAUGAAAAAAAUGAAACUGGAGUCGACAGUAAGGCUUACGGAACUUCUUUGAAUACAUCCAAAGGAAACGGACGGAUGCCUGUGGACUAAUCAUAUUGUUUUUAGGUUAAAAGUGCACUAUGUGGCAGCGUAACAAUUCUCAGCCCUGUUGAUCUUUCAAGGUUUUCAGCAAAUCCAAGGGAAGAUGAUGAAACAAUUGUACAGAAAUUGCUAACACUUUUCUUCAGUUAUUCUUAAAGAAAUAAAACUUAUUUAAUGAAAUACA